AUGGAUAAGGUGAAGGGUAAUGCAAGCAAGGCCUUUUCUGCCGGGCUCGGUAAGGGCGGUCGGGGAGCUGCGUGGCUGUUAGCCGUUGGUGUAGUUGCCGGGUAUACAUAUUAUGAGAACAUGGAUAAUGGAUCGGUCUUUUCCUCCGAGGAACAAAAGAAGUGGAAUUCUCAACUGAAAGAAGCAAAGAAAGAGGAGCCAAAGUAG
Molecule: messenger RNA, 207 nt
Organism: Cylindrotheca closterium
Lineage: Eukaryota; Bacillariophyta; Bacillariophyceae; Bacillariales; Bacillariaceae
Source: the annotation of a GenBank genome assembly